Scatophagus argus is the source of this 5926-nucleotide messenger RNA. RefSeq lists its product as uncharacterized. The record is from RefSeq and is a predicted model, not a curated record. The coding region runs from base 488 to 2038 and encodes 516 amino acids. The transcript has 6 exons. NCBI's taxonomy places the organism in Eukaryota, Metazoa, Chordata, Actinopteri, Scatophagidae.
UUGCUGUCUUUUGUUUAGCCGUAGUCCCAGUUAAUCAAGCAACAGUGUGUGAACAAGGCCCAGUUGAGGCGGCCUCUGUGCGGCUGUUGCUGGGAGCUCCGGCCAAUCAAAGCAGCAGCGCUCCCAUACAAGUACUUGGGGGGCUGGAGAAGCAUGACAUCAUGCACAGCUUCGACCCUCUCUGCGAAAACAAACGAGUGAAACAUCAUUAGCUCACUACAGCAAAACAACAAUCGAUUACAGAGCCGUUUGCACUCCCAUAUUCCGCCGUCCCAUCCUUAAAAUACGCCCGGAGUCCGACCCCGGUUGGCACCCCGCUGUGUGCAGCGGAGUCUGGGAGGGGCAUCCGUUUGUCCGUCCGGACAAUGGCGGAUGGGGAGACCAACUGUGUCUGUGGAGUGGGACGGCGGUGAUGGGGACUUAGUAGAACAUCAUCCCACUUGUCCGUUUGUAUUUUCUCUGCAUAGCUUGGUACUCAGCUCUCGCCAUGGAUCCAGAGAAAACGCUGACAUUCUGCCUAGGGCUGAAGGCAGAGGAGAUGACCAUAACCCUGCAGGGCCUGGAUGGGACUGAAGCUGCUACGGUGGCUGUUUCGCGGGAGGCUGACAUGCGCCCAGUUAAUAAGGUGGUGAAGCAUCACGGGGGCUCCGGUAGCCGGCCUGUUGUCAGUCCCAAGUAUUGUCCUGGAGUAAACAACAAUCCCGGUUACCUGUGUGAAACAGGGCACUGCUGCGGAGAGACAGGCUGCUGUACCUACUAUUACGAACUGUGGUGGUUCUGGCUGCUGUGGACGGUGCUGAUCCUCUUCAGCUGUUUCUGUGCUUACCGCCACCGCCGGGCCAAGCUGAGGAUCCAACAGCAGCAAAGACAGAGGGAGAUCAAUCUGAUUGCCUAUAACGGAGCCUGCAACUACCCUUCCUCAAUGCUGGACCUCAGUUUUCUGGCCUCCUUCAAGUUGCCCUCCUAUGAAGAGGUGGCGGCGCAGCCCAGUACCCCUCCCCCACCUUACAGCUCCGUCUUUGCCCUGCAGGGAGGUGCCAUGGGGGGUCCUAGCUCCGCUUACCCACAUCAUCACCAUCACCGCCACCCAUGCCCUCCCUAUCUCGGCCCAGGUCCCGGUCCCAGUGGCCUGACUUCCUCCCAGAGCUCUGACAACUACACCAGCUGCUCCUGCGAGUCGUGCUCCCUCACCUCCCCCUGCAGCACCUCCUUCUCUGUCCAGGUGACAGACGAAACAUAUGACAGCAGCCACCUCUCCACACCCAGCGAAGCGGGGGGCGACUGUGUUGUCAUGCCAAGGGUUGCCAGUUUCGCUCCAACUCCUUCACCUUCUCCUCCAUCACAAGUUCCACCAGAUGUUAUACCUGCAGUCACUCCAGAUGUCAUACCCGUACAAAGACGGUCCUCUAAUGGCAGCGAGGGAGUCUCACCUUUAGCUCCACCGCUGUCUCUUCCUUUGCACUCUCGUCCCUCACACCCUUCUCGUCUCCCACUUUCUCCCCUCAUUCUGUUAUCUUCCCUUCCUCAAGGUCAAGUCCAUCCUCUUGUCCUCUCAGACCCACUCGGAGCCACGGCCUUUCAGAAAGAGAAAGAAGAAGGGGUUUCGCCUUGCGGUACAACCUUAAAGCCCACUCUGUCGACCCCUAAGCAGGCUCUCUUCUCCUCAGAUGUGUCCGUUUUCACGCACUGCAACAACAAAGAGGAUCAAAAAGGAGAAAAAGAAGACGAAGAGGAAGAAGAAGAAGAAGAAGAGGAUCAUUUCCGACAUCGACGCCUAACGGGUGACUCAGGCAUCGAGGUAUGUCGCUGCCACGUGAAGAGAGAAGAAGAAGAGCGGCAGAAGGGGCAUUUUGGUAAAGGAGGCAAAGAGGCUCUAAAGGAGGCGGAGAGGGUACUGCAUGACAGCGUGGACUGUUCCCUCCGUGCUGCUCAGUCACCUCUCCUGGACGACUGCGGCGAGCAGCGUGACCACGUCUCCUCAUCCUCCAGCGUCCUGCAGAAGGCAGGCGAGGGCGUCCUCGCUGUGGAGUCCUCUUAAGCUGACGGCCAUGGAGUUGUAGUGAAACAGUGGAAAAAGUGACACAUUUAUGCUCAGUAGCAUCCUCGUAGAUCAAGACUAGUAGGUGAAAACUAGAAUCACUGAAGAAAAGUCUUGUGGGUCUUACUGUAGUGGUUGCGAGCAGAGGGACUGGUCGAGUAAUGGAUCCUCUUGUUUUCUCUGUAUUCUACUUCAAAUGAGAAACUCCAACAUAAGCCGACACCUGAAAGUCCUGUUUUGCAGUUGAUUUAUUUGCGGUUCAGGAGAAGGCUUAUCCUGCUUCUCUAAAGUGGUGAAAAUGCUAAUGAAAUGUUCUUUUUUUACCAGUGGCUUUGUGUCAGCAUCCCUAAAUUCCUCUACUGUUUACUUUUCAUCUCACUUUUCUCUCUCUGCGUGGCACAACAUUGUUAAAAAGAAAAGAAAACAGUUUUGCUCUUUGAAAUGAAAUCCCACAUAGAAAGUGGUUCCCAGCUUGGGGGGAUCAAGACCCAUGUAAGGGGGGGUUAAGAAUGAAGAAAAACGUCAUCUGCUAUACAAAAUUGCAUGCUAAUUUCCUGAUGUUUUUAUGUGAAAUUAUGCAUUGUUUUCCCUCUUUGGGCAUUCAAAUGAAACAAUCCUGAGAGGCGGAAAUCAAUCUCUGGAGCUGCUCACAGUGACAUAUGCAAAUAUUCUUUCAUUUUAAGGGGUCAUGCAGCAAAAACGUUGGGAACCACUGCUUAAUGUAGAAGACGACUCACAACAUCCCAGGCGGUAAACAUGAGCGAGGCUCUUUAUUUUUAACCGACGUCUUCUCGAACAGAAUAAACAUGAGUACAUGUAUAUCACAACUUAAAUCGCCGAACAGUUAAUUUUCGAAUGAGCAGCUCGAUCAGACUUCUGAAAUGGGUCACAAGUAUUGAACGCCUGGUUGGACCGCAGAUGCAGAUUUUUCGUCAUGGGGUGGAUCUUUGCUUUCACCAGCCUACUUCCCUCUGUUCAUCAGAGAAAACAGAGAAGGCAACUAUUGUGACUGAUUCAAGAAGCUUGUGUUUUAUACAUUGUGUCUUAUGUUGCUCCCUAAAGGAAAAUGGGGUGCAGACAUUGAUUUAGAAUAUGUAGGUGGCAAAGCUUUACGACAGUACUGCGAUUAUGCGUUGUUUCAGACUGUUAACAUGAUUUUGCCGUGUAGACUGUUUGACUUUGGAUUUAAAGUGUUUGAAGAUGGUCCUGGUUGGUCGUUGCCAGUUUUUGCAAGGCAGCAUAAAUCUGUUUUCCUCCAUGGACGAACUGUUGAGUUUUUACAAGGCAGAAACUUUGAGCCUAAUCUCGUCACUGAUAAUGAAUGUAAAAGGUUAUGCAUCGCAAAAAAAAGAAGAAGCAGAAGAAGAAAAAAAGCAAAACUUCACUGUCUUGUUUAUGGAGAAUUUUUAUGGAUUGACUGAAAACCUCUUUAAGAGUGUCCAGCCAAGUGCGAGCUUUGAGAAGACAAAGCUGACGUGAAGUGCCCGUUGUGAUGUCUCUUUGAGUCGAAUUACGCAGAGGCGUAUAAAUGUACGAAGUGAGACUUUAAAGUCGCAGUUGGCAUCAUGCCUGUUUUAUUAUUGCUGCGGCUAAACGUGUGCUCACUUCUGAGAGUUGACAUGCUUUUAAAUGUGUCCUGGUUGAUCCUGUUGGUUGCCUGUCCGCUGUGUCCGUCAUUAGAGGUCAGUCUCUGCCUCAGCAGGCGGACUGUGAGGUCGAUGCGCUUGAUUGAUGCUUUUUCCUUCCCGGUUUUAGAAGUGGGAACAGCACACACGUUCGCUCUAUAAGAUGUAGGACAAGAUUUAAAAAGAAAGAAUGUCUCAAAGUCACAUUUUUGUACAUGUGUGUCUCGAGACAAACGUCUCUGCAGUUCGCUGACUGGAGGCCACUUCGCCGUGUCCUUGGCUCCCUGCAAAGCCGACCUUAUUUUCUAAAGGCUGAAGGCAAAGCUUUCAACUCAUUUAUAGUUCUGUGGAAAAAAACGAAAACAAAACGUUGUCUCGGUUCAGCUUAGUAACACCUUUAUUUGUCACAGACAGGUCCUGUGUGUGUCUGUGUGUACCUUAAUAGGCAACGCGAACAGGUUUGGGUUAUGAAGGUUUUGGCGACAUCGUCCGAUCAUCUCAGAGCUCUUUUGCGGUGACUCACAGGUGUGUCUCAGAGGUGGCUGAUGCUCUGAGGGAGACUGUUCAACCUCUGAACUCAGCAAGACGAAAGCCUUUUGGCUACUGUACAUUUUUUGGCCUAACAAUAGACAGUUGUGAUUUUCCUCAUUAGUUCUAGCUUAUGACUGUUUGUCAAAGUAUAUGAUUCCUGGACGAAAUUAGUCUUUCAGUUAGGCGUUCUGUAGUUUACUGCUGCUAUGUGGGAGUGUGUGUGCGCGCGUGUGUGUGUGUGUGUGAUUUCUGUAAAUUCGUAUACUUGUACAUCAAAUGGGCCAACAUUUUCUAGCAGUGCUUAGCAGUCUCUUUCUAUUAUACACAGUAUGUAGUACAUGUGAGACUUGCAAAAAUAGUAUUUAGCAAUAGUAUUCACACUUUUUUCCUUACUCUAGUUAAUGCUGGUUGAUAGGAAAUUAACUGUUGUGAAAAAUACAUUUACCUCUUUAUAACUGAUCCGUGAGCUGUGCUGGGCAGAGGCCCUUGAUUGUACAUAACAAUGCAUUUUAAAUGCCUUUGGCUUAAGGUUUCUCCCAAGUGCAAACUCAGAUCAUCUGGUUUUAUCGCAGCCCCAGUUUGUGCCUCUCGUGUUUUACCGUCACAUUCGGGUCACAGAGCUUAGCAUCCGUGUGUCUGAAAAAUAAAUAACGGACCACGCUGUUCCGAAGAUUUCCAGAUUCUCCAGUGACUCCGAUCGCUUAAAAACCACAAUCUUCCACUGCAUGAUAGAAAAGGUUUUUUAAGAAAAGUCCAAAGUUGUUCAAUAAAGAUGCCGGCUGGAAAUAAUGCAUGUCCUUGCUCCAUUUGUCAAUCAUUCGUUGCAUUUUCUGUAUUGAUUUACCUUCCUGUUGUUUGUAGCUUCUUACAAAUGUAUUCAGCCCUGAAUCAUAUGUUACGUUUUAUUUAUGCACGUCCAAAAACACUCGGGAGGAAAACAAAAAAGCGAGCGGCGUGAUUCUGGCGAAGUGGGAGGUUGACUCCCGUUAUCUUAUCACUAUGAUGAUUAAUUAGUUAAGUUAAUAAAUUAAGUUUAAAAGGUUAAAAAUCAAAUGGCUGUUCAGUUUGGAUGUGUUUACAUUUGAUAACCUCUGGAAAAGGGGACAUUAUGAUUAUUUAAUCAUGACAGUACGUGUUUUGUCUGUAACUGAUGAAUUUUACUGUAAACAUGAAGGUUACUUUUGGAGUAAAUAAUGUCAGAACUUAAGAAGAGAUAAAAACUCAAAGCAGAUUGAAUAUUUGUUUAUCUAGAGGGAUAAAAAUGGUCCUUGAGGAUUUUGAGAGUGUUGUUAAGUGACCCAAAGAGGUAAUUCAAAGAUGGUAAUACACAAGAUGAGGCACAAACAGGCUAGUUUUCCCCCCAACUCUGAUUUCCACUGAACCAAACUGAUCUGAUCUUUUCAUUUGCCUUGUCAAACAGCUGGCUUGUACAGACAAAAAGCCCAAACUUUACCCUCAUCGUCACCGAAGGCCAAGGCCUGAUAUAAGACUGUUACCUCGCUGAGUUUUGACUGCAAAGGACUGUUCUCUUCUCCUUAACAAGAUAGUAUUUUACUCUAUAUUUGUACUGACUUUAUUUUGUAAUGCCAAGAAUUGAAGAAUUGAGAAAAAAAAGAAACACAGAGCCCGCAAUGGUGCGACUGAACUCGUUUGCCAGGAAACAACAACAACAACGAACAACAACAACAAAAAAACCAAACAAGUCGUCAAACCAUGUUGAUUCAGGAUAACU